UCCAACACCAAAACAAGCAAAAAAACACACACACAACAAAACAUCAAUUUUCCCAAAAAUGGUCAAGACAUAAACCAAAAUUUCAUCGCCGUCAUCGUCAUCAUCAUCAAUGUCGUCGUCGCCACCACCUCAAAACUCAAAAAGGAGAUUCAAGGGAGUGAGAAUGAGAAGCUGGGGAUCAUGGGUCUCCGAGAUCAGAGCGCCCAAUCAAAAAACGAGGAUUUGGCUCGGCUCCUACUCCACGGCGGAGGCGGCGGCGCGAGCCUACGACGCCGCGCUCCUUUGCCUCAAGGGAUCCUCCGCCAACCUCAACUUCCCCGCUUCCUCCAAGAUCUCACACAUCAACGCCGAUCAAACCAUGUCUCCCAAAUCAAUCCAAAGAAUAGCCGCCGCGGCCGCGGCUAGUGCUGAAAUUCUAGAAGGUUCUAGAAACCCUAGCCCUGUGUCGCCGACGUCGAGCGAGGGCGAGUCGCCCUCGCUGUCGUCUUCGUAUCAGAUCGAAGACGACCGGAUUUUGGCGGCGGGGGCGGACUAUUUCGAGGAGGAGAAGGACGUGGCGGCGUGGUACAACUUUGAUUCCCCGAAGUACAAUGAGAUGAUUAAUGGGGUGUUUUACGAUCCUUUGAUGAUGGAGGAUUAUUCGUAUGAAGAUGGCGAUAUUCGGUUGUGGAGCUUUUCUUGAUUUUUUUUUUUAUUGUUUAUUUAUUGGAUGAUGAUCUUCAGUUUAUUUUGAUGAAGACAUUACUGACUUUAUUAGGACGGAAAUUAUACAUAUAUUAUAAUUUUUGUAAUUUAUUGAGUUGAAGAUUUGGGGUUUCAUUUGCAAGAGAGUGACAUUUUUUCAUGGGCUCUUUUGAGUGAAUUUGACUCUAUUAAAUAGUUAUGUAUCUAUAUAUGUGGGAUUUGUCGCUUGUAAUAACAUUUUAAUUCAUAUUCUCUA
Molecule: messenger RNA, 940 nt
Organism: Salvia splendens (bonfire salvia)
Lineage: Eukaryota; Viridiplantae; Streptophyta; Magnoliopsida; Lamiales; Lamiaceae
Product: ethylene-responsive transcription factor ERF014-like
Exons: 1
Coding region: 110-682 (190 amino acids)
Biological process (GO): regulation of DNA-templated transcription
Molecular function (GO): DNA-binding transcription factor activity; DNA binding
Source: RefSeq, a predicted model, not a curated record